This is a messenger RNA of Danaus plexippus (monarch butterfly), 7396 nucleotides long. RefSeq lists its product as uncharacterized. Bases 71 to 6922 code for a protein of 2283 amino acids. The record is from RefSeq and is a predicted model, not a curated record. NCBI's taxonomy places the organism in Eukaryota, Metazoa, Arthropoda, Insecta, Lepidoptera, Nymphalidae. The transcript is spliced from 32 exons.
AAUUAAUGAUUAGACUGUUAUAGCAUGGAAAAAAAUAUCAUGGAAAGAAAUUUUGAAUGAUGCUCCUACAAUGUUUGCACAAGAUAAAAGCUCUUGUUAUUUUGAAGAAGACAAGUAUUUUGUGCCCGAAAAAAAUACAUUCACACCUACUCCCAUUGACUUCACAGUGCAUGAAUAUGACAAAAGCUCGAAUUUUCAAGAAAUCAUAAAUUAUGUUAAAAAUAAACUGUAUAAAUUGGAGCCAACUUCAAAUGAUCUGAUAACCCUGGCGUAUGACGAAAGAUUUACUGAUAUACAGGAAAACAAACAUUUUGUUAAAAAAAAGAAUAAAUACGAGCCAACUCCAAAAGAUUUGACAACGUUAGCCUAUGAGAAAAGUGUUAAUAAUUUACAUGAAAUCCAUAAUUUUGUUCCAACUAAGAAUGAAUAUAGAGUUACACCCAAUGACUUACCAAUGCUUGAAUACGAAAAAAUAUUCAAUAUACAAGAGGAUACAACAAAUAUUAAAAAAAAGUAUAAAGCCAGCCCAACUUUCAACGAUGAUACAAUGUUUGCAAAUGAUGAAAAUUCAAAUUAUUUCAAACAAAACAAGAAUUGUGCUAAAAAGAAGAAAAAAGUCACGACAACUUUUAAGAAUCAGGCAACGUUUAAAUACGAUGAAGGCUUUAACAAUUUGAAAGAGAGCAAAACUUCUGAUCAAAAGCCGUAUAUAUUUAGACCAACUAGUGAUCUGACUAUGUCUCCAUACGAUAAAAACUUUGAGCAAAAGAAAUAUAAAUUCAAACCAAGUCAUAAUGAUCUAACAAUGUUUAAGAAUGGGAAAAAUUCUGAAGAAUCAAAAGUAUUCCAACCAGUUCGUCAUUUUAAUGAUUACAAAGACGUUAAUAUAAAAAGACCGGUGACAAAAGUAAAUACGCCUCCAAAACAGUAUUACAGUACUCCUAUACCAAUGAAAAAUGCAGACUUUAAUAAAUUUUUAAAAAAUCUGGAUAUAGAUGUAGAGUCUGUCACAGCGCCACUAUCCGACCCCUUGCCUAAACGCAUCGAUGCUUGGAAUCUUUUCAAAAAAAAUGUUACAGGAUUAAUAAGUAAACAACAAAAAAUAUUAGAAAAUUACGAACGCUUUAAAACGAAAGAGAAAAAUAAGAAAAUUCUGGAUCGACCGCUUGUUUAUGACUAUUUUCAUCCAAAUCCAGACAAAUUGAAUAAUAAUAACAGUAAAGUAAUGAUCAAAUCAAAUAAACCAACACCUUUGCAGACUCAAAAAAAUUCGGGUGGAGACAAAAAGAGUAAUAAAAAUUCUCAAAGAAGACUAAGUAGAAAAAAAAAUGCAAAAAUUAUUACGAACGACGAAAGACUUUUAAAGCUAAAAAAAAAUUCUAUGGUUUUUGCAACGUCUGAAUCUUUCGACUUAUUCCAGUUAAACGACCCAAAGAAACAACCAAUUAAGUCAAACAAAAUUGGAAAUAUUGAUGUGACACUCAAUAAUUAUAAUAGAAACUCAAGUUUAGGCAUGCAUAAUUUACUUUUAACGAAAAAUGUGGAUGACCCUAAUAAUCUGCAAUUGGUAACAAUGAAAUCAAAAACAUCAAAAACAUCAAAUAAGAAUGAUUUCUACUUCAGGAACAUGUAUAACUAUGGAGAUCAUCUUCCAUUUACUCAUAUCCCUGCUAAAAAUAUUACAACGAAAGCGGAGUAUAAUCAAUUAUAUAAAUUUAUAAACAAGAAAAAAAAGUUGUCCCAAACGAUACCAAGUAGAGUACAAAUAAGUGGUCAUAGUUAUAAGUAUGACAUAAUCUAUCAAACACCAAUGAAUUAUUGGAUGCAGGAUUUGGAUACAUAUGACAUGUACCCGACAUAUAAUUUUAAUAAAAGUACAUAUUCUGAAGGAUACAAGGAUUAUUACCCUGGGAUGACAACAAAUAUAAAGUAUGAAAACAUGAAUCGCCUAAGGUUUUACCGCAAAGAUAACUUUGAACAAUGCAUAAAUACCACUCACAUGGCAUCCAAAGCGGAAGAAAACUUCACUUCUUUGGACCCGCUGAGUACUAAUUAUACACUAACUCCGACUGGUAAAAUAUUGAAAAGUAAUUUUAGUAAAGCAACAAAAAACUUUAAAAAGUACUUUUACAUUGCCUUAAAAGAACCAAAAAAUAUAGAUGACGUGGUUUACUUUGAACCUCCUCUUCGAAGUCAAAUAAAAAAGAAAAAAGAACAGAAACCUACUUGCAAAAAUAAGGUUCAAAAGCGUGGUAUACAAUCUAAAGAUGCAUUCACCGCUAAAGGUGUAGCUGCUCUUGAAGUCGUUGUAGAUUUAGUAAAAAGUACAGAUACUUUAAAUAAUAAGGAAUUACGGAACGCUUUGCCUGAUAUGGAAGAAAAGAAAAAUGCUCCCUAUAUUUUAACUGCGCCUAAGACAGAAAAUCAUGCAACCAAUUCAAUUCAAGUUCACAUUGCAUUGCCAAAUGAUUUGAGCGAUAGAAAAAGGUCCUUGGAACCUAUAAAAGUAAGAAAAGUUUUUUCUGCUGUCAUGUCUACUCCUGUAGACUUGGAAUAUCAAAUUCAUACGUUUGAAGACGAUAAAGUAACUAAAAUGUCUCAAGAGGUUAUUUCACCAGGCUUAUAUUUAUUGGUUGAAAAUAUCAAUAUAACUUCACCUACUUCCAAUUUUGCUCUUAAACCUAUAAGAAAUAUAGGAAUUUCAAAUCUGAUUUCAUUUGAAAACAACACAUAUAAAAAUUAUAUUAAUACUUUGAUAAAUGGUAACGUAAGUAAUGCUACUAUAAAUCCUGAUAUUAUAACUACUGUUUAUAGCCAACUAGUAAAGCGGGAUGAAAAUAUGAAUAUCACGAACGAAACAAAACCUAAACGUUACAUAAAAGAUGUGAAUUACAAUAAAAUAAAAAGAGGCGUAAGUUGGGAUAAGUUGAAAAGGUACUUUGAUCAUGAAAGAGUUUGCAAUUGUCGUUGCAAAAUUAACAAAACCAUGUGCAAGCCAUGUGCCGCAAGUGAUGCGGUUAUUAGUGAAUUAAUAUUCGAAUUUGAUAACCUAGUUAACUACGUGACUGAUCAUUGUACUGAAAUUCAAACGUUUUUCUGGAUGAAUCCCACUGGAGGAAGAAAAUUAAAAGAUAGUGUUCAUAAACUGGAUACAACAUUAAAUAACUAUUAUAAAAGACUUAAUGACAAAUGUCGAGGUAAAACUUGUCAGAUGAUUUCUACUAGUAUUGACAAACGGGAGUGUCAUAAAAAUUAUCCCAAGGGUAAACUCCUUAAUCACUUACAAUCACUUGACGUUAAAUUAAAGAAUAUUGUUGAGAAUAACGUUUUUGAUGAAAAUGUUUUUAAGACAGGAAAAAUGUGCAUCUCUAGUAUUAAUAAGUGCAUUAAUACUAAGAUAAAAAGAAAUUUUAAUAAACGAUCGUUUAAGGCUAGUGCAGAAGACAUAAACAGAAAAAGUUUUUAUACGCUUAAUAAUGUAAAGGUUAACUUAAUUUGUGACAAGGAUCUUACAGCAUAUAAAAAAUUUGGACCUUCGAGUAAUAUAACCAAAGUUAUGACAUUUGAAGAUAAUGUUAAAACACCUUUGUAUUUUGAUGUAGACGAAAUAAAAAGAGAAAAGAAAAAAGGAAAAGUUGUAAAACAAUUAUUUAAAAAGUUGUCCCAUAAAUUAAAAAUAGGUCAAAAUAAAAGAGACCAAACGCUGAUAAAACAACUAAAAGAGAGAAAUAAAAGACAUUCUUCAAUCGAAAAUCGGGCCAAAACUCCGUUAUUGUCUCAUAAUAUUGCCAACUUUUGGAAUACAAAUUUUCAUAAUAAUGUGAGAGAAACAAGACGCCAAAGACAUUUAGCGAAACAUUCAAUAGGUAAUUUAAGUAUAGUAACAGUAACGGAAGAAAUAAAUACUGCAAACACUUUUAUUUUAAACAAAACAACAGAUGAAAAAAAUGAGGCAAAUGACAAGGAAGAGGUAGCCUUAGAAACGGAUACUUUGAAUCACAAUUUAAAUGAUCUUUUUAAAUUAUUGGGUGGUUUAAAAACCGUAGAAAUGAAUAAAGGAGAAUUUGAAUUAGAGUCAACGACCAAAAAUAAUAACACUUUUUCAUCGAAAAAAAAAGUUUAUAAUCAAACAUUGACUCCUUUAAGCAAUACCAAAAAAUUUGAGAAUACUAAAAAGCCCAACAAUAGCAGUACAAAUUCAAAAAUAAAAACCAAAACUGAUCAAACAAACAAACAGCUUUGUAUAAUAAAUGAAAAACGUAAAACUACAAGAAAUAUUUCAUCAAAAACUUCCAAACCUAAAACCCAACAUACUACAAUAGUUUUAACAGGAAAAACAAAAGUUGGGUUCCUUAAUAGGUUAGUAGGAGUUACCUUGAAGUUUUUAGGUAAGAAAGAAAACAAAGAAAAACCAACUUCAAAACCUAAUUACGUUGAAAAAAGACCUAUUUCGAAAAUUUUUCAUAAAUGUAAGAAAAAAUUUGCAACUAACGCAGAAACAAAGCCCUCUAAAGGUGAUGAUAUUAUACAUGAAAAUAAUAAUGUAACAACUUCAAGGAAUCCUACGAUUAUUAUAAUCGACGAUUUUGAUUUUACUGAAAAAUCUACUACAACAAUAAAAAGUAAUAACAACGCUAUGACUCGUAAAUUGUUAUUGAAUACUAAUAAAAAAACUAGUCUAAAGCUAUUGGAAGAAACAAAAUCUGCAGAUUUGAGUGAAAACAAAAGGAAUACUACAGAACUUGUCUCUUCGUUGAUGCCUUUAGUACACAUAGAAAACUCUAAUAACAAUAUUACUCAAAACAAUAUCAAAUAUCCUGAUCAUGAUAUAAUCCAUAGUAUUACAAAGGGCCUAAGUCUUACUGCUACUAAUUUAACCACCUUACGACCAGGAAAAUAUGCACUAAAUAAAAUAUUUUACAAGAUUUCAGGAAAAUCCACUCCAAGUGCAAAAAAGUCCGAGUUAAACGAAAAAGAUAAUAAUCAACGAAAUAUUUCCCUGGAUGUUUGGGCAAAUCGAACCAUGCUUAACAAGCCAAUUAAAUCAGAAAAUAAUAUCAAGACAACUCUUCGAACUACUCAUGAUACUGAAUCUGAAAACAGAGUGACAAAACUGAAUGUGACCAAAAUAAUUCCAACCAAAAAAAAAUUAGACACUUGUUACUUUGAAAGCAAAUCUUUGAAAGAGGCUGGUGAAGAUGGUUUUGAUCACAUUUGUGAUAUUUCUACUACUGUGGCUUUUGUGACUAAAUUACAAAAGAGUAUAUUAAACCAUAAUUUUGAAAACUAUGUUAAAAAUAUUCCAUGCCACAAGUAUAAGAGAGCACCAAAGUACUUUACAAUUAGAUCCUGUAUAAGAAAACCUUCGAAAAUGUUACAAAAACGCCUACACCAAUUAAAAUUUCUGGGAAAUAUGAGAGGAAACAGAUUUAGAAAAUGGGAUUGGAUAAGGGAUAAAAGAACGGUUAAUGAUGAAACCAGAGUUGAAGAUGAUACCGAGGAAGGAUGUAAGCACAAACCUUUGCGUUUAUUUUCCAAUUAUCUAUCUGGAACAAGGAAACAAAAAAAGAAUUCUGAUUUUAAUGGCAACUUUAUUCAACUUUUGGACGGUGAAAACGAUUAUUAUGAAAAUUUUAUAAGAGGAAAAGAUGGCAUUUAUGGAAAAAGUUUAAAGCGAAGAAAAAGAUUGGAUGCUGAUAUGUCUGAACUUAAUGAAGGAUUACAAAAUUUACCUCCUUUGCGCCCUUCUAUCGAUGAAAUUUACGCGAUGCUAGCUGAGUCUAUAACAUUCGAUUGUAAUACGUCGGAAUCGACUAAAAAUCGAUACAGUAACUAUAUUUGGACGACCGAUCGUGUCGGAUUACUUGAUUAUAAAAACGUAAUCGUUGACGGUUCAAAAGUGUACAUAAAGAAUGUUCAAACAAAUAACUCUGGCAACUAUUUAUGUAAUACAGACAAUGCUAUAAUUAGGAAUAUCAAGCUAACUGUUAUCGAGCUGCCUACUAUCGACAUAGUUUUCACACCCUUGUAUGAAAUUGAAUCCUGCUCGUAUGAGAAUCUGAAAAACCUUCAGAAACUCGGUAAACUUAUGUCACUGUUUACAUGUAAAAAGGAGUGUUCUGCACGGAUUGAUGAACCUAUUUGUUUAAAAGAUAGCAUGGAUGGUUCGAUAUUAAUUCGCCCGAUAGUCGUUAUGAGCGUCAAACGGCAAGCAAACAUUAACUGUAGUGCGAAAUGCGAAAGAGAUUUUCAUUGUUCUAAAGCAUUACUACUCGCUAAAAAUGCACCAGCAUUGGCUUCUGUAAAAGUGUUAAUUUAUGACAAUGAUACGAAAAGAAUCUUAUUUCCUUUAAGAGAGAAAAGGAGAUCUUUUGUAACUCAUACAUUAAGGCAGAAGGAUGCAAACGGACAUCGAGAGUACCACAGCCUCGCCGCAAACAUGGAUCCAAAUAGUGUUAAUGUGGUGUUGCUGUGCUCCGCUGGUUUCUACUUGGUAGUCGGACAGAAGAUAUGUGCUGUUUGUCCGCCCAACACGUUUUCUUUGGAAGGUGAAAACGUUUGCAGAAACUGUCCCAAGGGAUCGAGCUCUGAACCCGGCUCCCGAUCAUGUCGCCUUUCAUUGCACUCAAGGAAAUAUAGGUGUCCAUGGAAAUAUGAAUGCGGUGCAGCGGUUUGCAUGCUCUCAUGUGUGAUUGCUUGUUGUUACACUGUUUUACGUCUAUUGAGGCAACCAGUUUCCGCAAAAGAAAUAAAAACUAGCAGGAAAACUAGACAAGGUUUUUCGAACAUAAAUCACGAAAAAAAACAAAAAUGUCGCCCUUUAUCACCCUCCCGAGUGAUCCUCAGUAGAUUAUUGCAAGCAUCUUUUUCAUCAUCAAGGGCGACAGGUAAAAACAUAGGAUUCUCAAGAGACCCGAUUUGAACUGUGGAAAGAGAAAAACACACUUCCGCCUCUACCCCCUAUUGACUUUGAAUUGUAAAAUUCACGGAAAGAAUUCUUUUUAUGCGCGCAUUGUACGGCUACUUUACAAUGAUAACCGCAGCAUAUUAAUUGAGUUAUAUUGUCGAGUUUUAAGGGUUUUAAUUCUGUGGUACAUUUUCAUUAACGUUAUUAAGGAAGCCUAUUAUUAUUCAAAAAUGUGUUUCAUUCGUUCAUUUAAAAUAUUUAAUGGCAUUUUUGUGAAAUAUUUAUUCAUAAUUAAGAUUUUUGUCGGUAUAAAGAGUUUACUAAUAUUUUGAUAUUAAGAAGAAUUUAGCUCACUAAAUAAAUACGAUAAAUACUUUUAGAUAUAGACGUUACGUAAACUUAAGAGGGCAUUGAGUGUUAGAUAGUUGCUAAGUAUUAUUAGUAUAACUGUCUAAAGUAUAUUUGUGAAUAAAAAUUUAAAAACUGUAA